Cokeromyces recurvatus is the source of this 4145-nucleotide messenger RNA. RefSeq lists its product as uncharacterized. The transcript has 5 exons. Bases 243 to 4061 code for a protein of 1272 amino acids. Gene Ontology annotation, biological process: mitochondrial transcription. NCBI's taxonomy places the organism in Eukaryota, Fungi, Mucoromycota, Mucoromycetes, Mucorales, Mucoraceae. Gene Ontology annotation, cellular component: mitochondrial DNA-directed RNA polymerase complex. Gene Ontology annotation, molecular function: protein binding; mitochondrial promoter sequence-specific DNA binding; DNA-directed RNA polymerase activity. The record is from RefSeq and is a predicted model, not a curated record.
UAUAUAUAAGAUUUUUUUUUCUUUCUUUCUCUCUUUACCUUUCUUUUUUUUUUUACUGACUAACUGUCAAAGGUUGAGCCUUGUCUUCCAUUUACCCUUUUUUUUUGACUCUUCCUUCUUAUUCAUAUUGUAUAUAUUCACGUAGCAUAAACAUUACAUAAAUAGUAUUUAAUCGCCAGGAUCAUCUAGAUCAUUUUUUUUUUUUUCCUCAUUUACAUUAGAUCUUUAUUUCUUCACUAAAUAUGUCUUUUUUAUUUGUUAAACAAGCAAUCAAGAAAGGAAGAGCUUCAAACUCUCUUCACCCUUAUGAACUUUCCAAGUUCUCAAGACGUUUAAUCCUUUCUUCUCGAUACAGUUCAGCAGCAACGGCUGUAGCUACUGAACGUCCACAACAUAUUAUUUUACCAAAUCCGGGCGUCAGUGCAUUCAAAAAGUCAACGCAAGUUCUUCCCUCUAGUAUCUCCGAACAAUUUGCAAUUUUGAAAGCAUGUAUCAUGUCACAAGAAAUGACACGUGCUGAACGUGUCAUGAUUGAACUCUAUCGAACAAGGCCUGAUGAAAUGAAGUUAUUUGCCGAUAUCAAUAUUUAUAAUUCCUUUUUGAACGGGUUUGUGGAGGCUAAGAAUAGGCCAAUGACAAAACAAUGUUUGACAUGGUUUGAUAAUAUGAAGAUGUAUGGCAUUACUGCUGAUCAUAACACAUAUGCUAUUAUUCUCAAAGGAUUUUUAAGGGCAAGAGGUUAUCAUACGGCUAGAGCAAUUCUUGCAGAAAUGACAAAUAAGGAAGGAAUAUCAGUAGAGGAUAUGUUAAAAUCAAAAUUCUUGGAAAAGAAGGAUAUUGUACUAUUUAGAGAGAUGAUUGAUGCUAGUCGAGAUACCGCAGACAUUGAUGUUGUUAAAUUACUGAGAAAUCUAGAAAAUGCUACGGAUGAGAUAUUAGGAAAAAAUAAAGAGUCGAUUAUGAAAGAGGCAUCCGAAACUUCGGACCAUAUCCAACAUGUUAUUGAAAAUGUACCUGAAGUGAGGUCUACAAAAUCAGUUGGUGUUCACUUUUUACAAGAACAAUUAGCUGCUCUUCGUGAUCCCAAUGCAGUUACCAAGAUGGACCCCUUCGAGCUUCAAUUAGGUUUAGAACAACAAGGAUACGAAAUGGCUUUACAACAAUUACUUCACACAAAAGAACAAAGUAUUGAGCGUGGUGAUACCUUGAAUGCUAUGAACUUGACGCCUCUCAAACGUAUUAUGUGGGACUGGCAUCAAAAAAUGGUUCCACUGAUUAAAGAAGAAAUUGAACGUUGUGAUGCUUCCACAAUACGUGAAACUGAACGUCAAUCAUAUGGUCCAUUUUUAAAGCUUUUACCUCCAGACACUUUAUCAAUGGUAACUAUUCUUGAACUAUUACGAUUGCAUAAUAGUUCAGGUAUUGGUGAUGGUAUGAAAACGGCUCGUGCUGUGAUCAAUGUCGGUAAAGCAGUCGAAAUGGAAUAUAAUGCUGUUCAAAUUAAGAAACGAUCAUCCAACCAUUCUGAAAAUACACAUGCCUUAUUUGCAAGUGGUAAAUUAUUUAAUUUAGCAGUUCGAAAGGUACAAUCAAAACUGGAACAAGAAAAAGUGACGGAUAUAGGUCAUGAUGGAAAGACGUUAAUGUCAGGAGAUUGGAAUCCCAUUUGGCCAAAUACAACUAGAGCCAAAUUAGGUAGUGUCUUGACUAGUCUUUUGCUAGAGUCAGCUAAAAUCCCUGUGCCUAGUAGGAACCCAGAGACUGGCGAAAAAAUAAUUGAACAUAUUCCAGCCUUUUUCCAUACUUAUCAAUACGUUCAUGGUAAACGAUUGGGUAUUAUCAAGUUUUCUGAUCAGUUAACCCAGAUGCUUUCACGAGAACCUGUGCGUGAUACGUUACAUCCUCGUUUGUUGCCCAUGUUAGUUCAUCCAAGACCAUGGUUGUCCUAUAAUAGUGGUGGAUAUCUUUCAACAAAAUCAAAUUGUAUGAGAAUUAAGGAUUCUACUGAACAGUUAAUGUACCUUCAGAGAGCUUCGGAAAAAGACCAUUUAACGAGGGUAUUGGCUGGUUUGGAUGUGUUAGGCUCAACUCGUUGGAGAGUAAAUAAAGAUGUCUUUAAAGUUGUGUUAGAGGUUUGGAACUCCGGCGAGGCUUUAGCUGGUAUUCCACCUGCCAUUACUGGAAGUACACCUUUACCUCCUAAACCAGAAAACUAUGAUACAGAUCCAAAGGCCAAGUUUAAUUGGGUAACACAAGUAAAGAAAAUUCAAACAACUGAUAGAAAUAAUCAUAGUUUAAGAUGUGAUGUAAAUUAUAAAGUUGAAACUGCUCGUGCUUUCUUGAAUCUUCCUAUGUAUUUCCCUCACAAUAUGGAUUUCCGUGGUCGCGCAUAUCCUAUGCCUCCUACAUUGAAUCAUUUAGGUAAUGAUUUAUGUCGUGGUUUACUUACCUUUGAUAAAGCCAAGCCUCUUGGACCUAAUGGUUGGAGAUGGCUCAAGAUUCACUUGGCUAACUUGUAUGGUUAUGAUAAGCAUGCUUUCUCUGAAAGAGAAACAUUUACAAUGGAUAAUAUAAAUGAUAUUCUAGAUUCUGUUGAUAAGCCUUUAACUGGUAAUCGAUGGUGGUUAAAAGCUGAUUCACCUUGGCAAUGUCUUGCUGCUUGUUAUGAAGUAGCAGCAGCCUAUCGUAGUGGUAAACCUGAAGAGUUUAAAUCCCAAUUACCCGUUCAUCAAGAUGGUACUUGUAAUGGGCUUCAACAUUAUGCUGCCUUAGGUGGUGAUUUAGCAGGUGCACGUGCUGUUAAUUUGUCUGCCGGUGAUCGACCAGCCGAUGUUUAUACAAGUGUUGCAGAUAUGGUCAAUGUACAAAUUGAUAAGGCAGCAGCUGAAGGUAAUGAAAUGGCCAUGAUACUUCAGGGUAAUAUUAGUCGUAAAGUCGUUAAACAAACAGUUAUGACGAACGUCUAUGGUGUUACUUUUAUUGGUGCUCGUAAUCAAAUUGAAAAUCGUUUGAGAGAAAACCCUAAAAUUCCUAAGGAAAAAACUUACAUCUUAUCUGCCUAUCUUGCAAAAGCUGUAUUUUCUUCUUUAGGUGAAAUGUUUACAGGUGCUCGUAAAAUUCAAGAUUGGUUAACUGAUUCAGCUAAACGAAUUGCUCGUAGUGUUCCUUUGGAAACUCUUCAGGAAGCUGGUGCUGUUCCUUUCGAUAAUCCAGAAGAUGAACAGAAACUAUCGUCGGAAUUAAUUGCGAACAAGCCCAAUAAAAGAGCCACUAAAAAGGGUAAAUCCGCAUUUUCGGCUCGUAAUCCACAAUCCAAUCAAAUGUCAUCUGUUAUUUGGACUACACCGCUUGGCUUACCUAUCGUUCAACCCUAUCGUCGUUCAGGUAAGAGACAAGUUGCAACUCUCUUACAGACAAUUUAUAUUGAGGAUCCUGAUGCCUCACGUCCUGUAAAUGCCACAAAACAAAGUACCGCUUUUCCUCCCAACUUUAUUCACUCAUUGGAUGCUACACAUAUGUUAAUGUCAGCUGUUGCUUGUCACAGGAAGGGUUUGACGUUUGCUUCAGUUCACGACAGUUAUUGGACACAUGCCUGUGAUGUAGAUGCCAUGAACGAGGUUAUUCGUGAUCAAUUUAUCGAGCUUCAUUCACAACCUAUUAUGGAAAAUUUACUAAACGAAUUCAAAGAACGAUAUCAAAAUUAUCGUGUACCUCAUAGUUCUGUAUUAACCGAAGAACAAGCAGAGGAACUUGAUGACGAUGACGAUGAUGAUGAUAUGAUAGGACACGCCUUGUUUGGCGAUCCAACUAAGUUAGAAAAUGGAUUGAAACGUGAAAAGAAGAAGGAUACAUUGAAGGCAAUCUUUGGACUUGCAUCAGAAGAUGAAGAUUUAGAAGAUGAAGAGGAUGAUGGAGAAAAGAAACCAGUAGUAAAGAAGAAAAAGAAAAAUGUAGGUCAAAGACAUAAGCAUACCUGGGAACCACUUACAUUUGCUCCUUUACCACCAAAAGGUGAAUUUGAUAUUAAUGAAGUUAAGAAAUCACCUUACUUUUUCCAUUAGACAUAUCUGCAUGUAUAUUAUUAUUAUUAUUAUAUAUUAUUAUUCCCUUUUUUUUUUUUUAUUUCCUACUAUCUAGAAAUAAAG